AUGGCUGCUACAUACGGUGAUGUGCGGCAUCUACUGCCGGGAAACUACAAGCGCCAGAUCACAGACUGGCUCGAGGAAGAUUGUCCUAGUUUAGACUAUGGCGGUUUCGUUGUUGGCGAGUCAGAAGGUGAGGCACGGUUACUGGGAAAGAGCAAGGGUAUCAUUGCAGGUGCACCUUUCGUCGAUGAGGUCUUUUCCCAACUCGGAUGCACAGUCGAAUGGCACAUAAAAGAAGGCUCCCAAUUAAGCCUCAACCCAAUUCACCACUGCGCCACAGUCCGCGGUCCAGUUCGAAAAAUCCUCCUCGGUGAACGCGUAGCCCUAAACAUCCUAGCCCGAUGCUCCGGAAUCGCUACAAAAUCAGCCUCAAUGCUCGCCGCCCUCCGAAAAAAAGGUUGGAAUGGUAUCUUGGCAGGAACAAGAAAAACUACUCCGGGUUUUAGGGUCGUGGAGAAAUAUGGUAUCUUGGUUGGAGGUGCCGAUCCUCAUCGUCAUGAUUUAAGUCAUAUGACUAUGCUUAAGGAUAAUCAUGUUUGGGCUUGUGCUAAUAACCGUGCUGCUGCUGAUGGUGGUGUCACUACGGACUCCAGCGAUGUGGUUUCUAUUGCUAAGGCUAUUCCUCGUGCCGUGCUGGCUGCGAAGUCCGCUGGUGGCUUUGCCACUAAGGUUGAGGUUGAGUGUCGCAGUAUUGAGGAGGCUAAUGCUGCUAUUGAGGCUGGUGCUGAUAUUGUUAUGUUGGAUAAUUUUACUCCCGAUGGUGUGCGUGAUGCGGCGAAGGUGCUUAAGGAGACUUGGAAAGGGAAGAGAGCUUUCUUGGUUGAGGUUAGUGGUGGCUUGACGGAGGAGAAUGCGGCGGCUUAUGCUUGUCCUGAUGUGGAUAUCUUGUCCACUAGCUCCAUUCAUCAGGGAACAGGUAUUGUGGACUUUUCAUUGAAGGUCUCACUACGAUAG
Messenger RNA from Penicillium malachiteum, 951 nucleotides. RefSeq names its product nicotinate-nucleotide diphosphorylase (carboxylating). Gene Ontology annotation, molecular function: nicotinate-nucleotide diphosphorylase (carboxylating) activity. Bases 1 to 951 code for a protein of 316 amino acids. The transcript has 3 exons. Gene Ontology annotation, cellular component: cytoplasm. Lineage: Eukaryota; Fungi; Ascomycota; Eurotiomycetes; Eurotiales; Aspergillaceae. The record is from RefSeq and is a predicted model, not a curated record. Gene Ontology annotation, biological process: NAD+ biosynthetic process; quinolinate catabolic process.